GGCCGGCCUGCAGUUACCCAUCCACACAGCCUGCCCACCCAGCUGCCACCCAGCUGUCCAAUCAGGUGUGCCCGAGUCUGCCGACACGUUGAGACCACUUUCCUUGGGAGCCCCUGAGUGCUAAAAUCAGAGCCUUCGCAGUCACCUCUUCUUGCAGAGUUUGGUUUCAUUCAAAGUGCUACAAAACACCCCCUGGGCAAGGACACUUACAAGAGGAGAUCAACUUUACAGAGAGGACAUGGAUCACAUGUCUCCUAGGCUGAGAGCCUUCCUCUCUGAACCGAUUGGAGAAAAAGAUGUUGGCUGGGUGGAUGGGAUUAGCCGAGAACUCGCCAUCAAUUUGGUCACCAAAGGUUUCAAUAAGGCCUACAUCCUGUUGGGUCAGUUCCUCCUGAUGCACAAGAACGAAGCCGAGUUUCAGAACUGGCUCAUCUGCUGCUGCGGCGCCACGGAGUGCGAGGCCCGGCAGACCUCCAACUGUCUCAAGGAGUGGUGCGCCUGCUUCCUGUAGACCCAUGGUACCCCUGUAAACGCCCGCUCCGCCACCACCGGCUCCGAGUCAUUAUUCGUGUUUUUAACUUUAACAGUACACUUGCGUUAGAGAAAGUUGCUCAAGAUUAUAAACAAGGAGGGGGCUGGAUGGUGGCCCAGCAGUGACGCAGAGCUCUGCAAGGUGGAGCCCUAGGGGGGCAUCCUCCCCGAACGUGGGGUCCGUUCUGGUGGUGUGAAGACGCUUUUAACUCAUAAAAGAAAU
Molecule: messenger RNA, 754 nt
Organism: Tupaia belangeri chinensis (Chinese tree shrew)
Lineage: Eukaryota; Metazoa; Chordata; Mammalia; Scandentia; Tupaiidae
Gene: BANF2
Product: BANF family member 2
Exons: 4
Coding region: 239-511 (90 amino acids)
Biological process (GO): chromosome organization
Cellular component (GO): condensed chromosome; nucleus
Molecular function (GO): DNA binding
Source: RefSeq, a predicted model, not a curated record